Sugiyamaella lignohabitans is the source of this 2496-nucleotide messenger RNA. RefSeq names its product Sec27p (gene SEC27). Gene Ontology annotation, biological process: intracellular protein transport; endoplasmic reticulum to Golgi vesicle-mediated transport; intra-Golgi vesicle-mediated transport. Bases 1 to 2496 code for a protein of 831 amino acids. Gene Ontology annotation, molecular function: protein binding; structural molecule activity. Gene Ontology annotation, cellular component: COPI vesicle coat. The transcript has a single exon. NCBI's taxonomy places the organism in Eukaryota, Fungi, Ascomycota, Dipodascomycetes, Dipodascales, Trichomonascaceae. The record is from RefSeq and is a predicted model, not a curated record.
AUGAACUAUGAAACUCAAGUGGUUGUCAAAACAAUUGAUGUCAGUCAUUUGCCUGUUCGUGCUGGUAGAUUCGUGGCUAGAAAGAACUGGAUUGUUCUUGGCAGUGACGAUUAUAUGGUUCGAGUUUUCAAUUAUAAUACAGGUGAAAAAGUAACGCAGUUUGAAGCCCAUCCGGACUAUAUUCGUGUCUUGGUAGUCCACCCCACUCAACCCUUUGUGUUGACUGCCGGUGACGAUAUGACUAUCAAGCUAUGGAAUUGGGAUCAAGGAUGGCGAAACACACAAACUUUUGAGGGCCACAGUCACUAUGUGAUGUAUUUGGCAUUUAACCCAAAAGAUCCUAAUACUUUUGCUAGUGCUUGUUUAGAUAAAACUGUUAAAAUUUGGUCUCUUGGUUCAUCAACUCCCAACUUCACUUUGGAAGCACAUGAAACUAAGGGUGCCAACUUUGUUGAGUACUACCCUCAAAGUGACAAGCCUUAUUUGAUUACCACUAGUGAUGAUAGAACUAUUCGUGUCUGGGACUACCAAACCAAGAGUUGUGUGGCUACAAUGGCUGACCACAUGAACAAUGUGUCGUUCGCAGUGUUUCAUCCUGAAUUACCAGUGAUUAUCAGUGGUUCUGAAGAUUCGACAAUAAAGAUCUGGAAUGCCAACACUUACAAACUGGAGCAAACUUUGAACUAUGGCCUGGAAAGAGCUUGGUGUGCUGCUUGUAAGAAGGGCAGUAACCUGAUGGCACUUGGUUUUGAUGCUGGUAGCGUUGUUUUGCAACUCGGUAAGGAGGAGCCUGCUAUUUCAAUGGAUCCAAAUGGUAGAUUGAUCUGGUCCAAGCAUUCCGAAGUUUUCAGCAGUGUUGUCAAAGGUGGUGAUGAUGUCAACGACGGUGAUUUCCUCCCAAUAGCCCAAAAAGACUUGGGUAAUGUCGAGGUGUAUCCUACACAACUUAACCACUCACCAAACGGUAGAUUUGUCGCUGUUACUGGUGAUGGCGAAUACAUCAUCUACACGGCAUUGGCAUGGAGAAAUAAGUCCUUCGGUUCUGGUUUAGACUUUGCCUGGGCCCAAGAUAGUAAUGAGUACGCUGUUCGCGAAUCUACAUCAAGUAUCCGCCUAUUCAAGAAUUUCAAGGAGCGUCCAAUUGGCCAUUUGAAUAUUGGUUACAGUGCUACACAAAUCUACGGUGGAACCUUACUAGGUAUCAAUGGAGGUGAAUUUGUAGCUUUCUAUGACUGGGAGUCGGGUCUUUUGGUCCGUAGAAUCGACGUUGAGGCUAGUCAGGUGGUAUGGUCCGACUCUGGUGAAUUGGUUGCUAUCAUUACGGAUGACUCUUUCUACAUUCUUAGAUUCAGCCGAGACGCAUUCCAGCUGGCGGUUCAAAACAACAGUGUUUCAGAAGAUGACGGCGUAGAGGAGUCUUUUGAAGUUGCUUAUGACAUCUCCGACUCUGUCCGUACUGGUAAGUGGGUUGGUGACUGCUUUAUCUAUACUACAUUUUCCAACCGUCUUAACUAUUUGGUUGGUGGUGAAGUUUAUACUAUCAGCCAUUUCGAUAAGCAAAUGUACCUCCUUGGAUACAUUCCUAGAGAUAAUGCUAUUUACUUGGCGGACAAGGACGUCAAUGUUACUGCUUACAAGCUAUCGUUGGCUGUUGUUGAAUACCAAACAGUGGUGCUCAGAGGUGAUAUGGAUUAUGCCGCUGAAAUUCUAGAAAAAGUCCCUGAUAAUGAAAAGACUAAAGUGGCUCGUUUCUUAGAGGCUCAAGGAUAUCCUGAGCUUGCUCUUGAGGUUAGUAGAGAUUCUGACCAUAGAUUCGAUCUUGCCGUCUCCCUUGACAAACUUGAUAUUGCUGAGGAAAUUGCAUCGUCUGUUGAUGAUGAGCACAAGUGGAAGUCUCUUGGUGAUAAGUCACUUUUAAGCUGGAACGUUAUCCUUGCCGAAAAGUCGUUCAAGGCUGCACAUGACUUUGAGUCUUUACUUCUUAUUUACACUAGUACUGGAAACAAACCCGGCGCUGCUGAACUGGCUGAAGAAGCCGUGAAGGCUGGAAAGUACAAUUUGGCUUUCAACGCCUACUGGUAUGUUGGAGAUACCGACGCAUGCAUUAAGCUUCUCAAUGAUACUGGUAGGUCAUCUGAAGCUGCAUUAUUUGCAUUGACCUAUGGUGGGGAUGUUGACGGCAGUGUCAAGAAAUGGAAAGACGGUCUUGUAAAGAGUGGACGAUCCAAGAUUGCUCAAUCGAUUAGCGAACCCUCUCAAGACAAAGAAUUAUUCCCCGCCAAUGUCGGACAGAAGGUUACUACUCUUCCAUCUAUUGGAGGUGACUUGAUUGAUGUUGACGAUAUUGCUACCCCAGAACCUGAACCACAGUCAGCUGAAGAAGCUGAGCUAAUUGAGGUUGAGGCUGAAGCUGAGCCAGAGUCGGAUCCUACAGCAGAGGACAAAGCUGAGGAAACUGAAGAUGCAGACGCCGAAGUUGAAAAAGACAGCUUAUGA